Molecule: messenger RNA, 558 nt
Organism: Acanthosepion pharaonis
Lineage: Eukaryota; Metazoa; Mollusca; Cephalopoda; Sepiida; Sepiidae
Source: the annotation of a GenBank genome assembly
AUGAAAGACAAUUUACGCAUGUGCAAAAAAGAGAGAUUUCCUGGCGCCAAAAAUAAACUAGAAGAAUCUAUCUCUUUCUCUGUUGGACCUUUGACUGGUGAACACGUGCCAACUGUUCGGGAAGGAAAUUCCCCAACAAGAGGUCGUUGGAAUCCAAAAGAAAGAAAUAAAAUCAGUGUCCUAAACUGUCCCUCUAGUGUCUCUGUAUCCUUCUUUUCUUUGUCUAUUUAUUUCAGCUACGAAGACAAUUCAACAAGUUUUGGAUGUUUAGUUUUUUACUUUAAUUUUUCUUCCUUUUUUGCACUUUUCUUCACGUUUCCUUUCUUUUUCUUUCUUUCUUUUUUAAUUCUUUUAUUUUUCUAUUUAUUUCUUACUUCCUUUCUUUUACCGUUUUACUUUUUCAUUCUUCCAUUAUUUUUCUUUCUUUUUUUCGUCUUUCUUUCUUUCACUUUUCGACUUACUUUUAGUUUACUCUUUCUUUUUAUCAUUCCACUUUCUUUCAUUCUUUUUUCCUUUCUUUUCUUUCUUUCUAUCUUUCUUUUUCUUUCUUUUACUUAA